GGAUGAACCCCAUUUCCUGAUCAACUCUAAAAUUCCCCUUUCUAAUUGCAAUUCCCCCAAGUUUUCUCACAAUUCCAAAUGCUAAUCACAACAUUGCAGUAGCGCCGCUUCUGGUAAUCACUGAAUCAAGGUUUUGUGUGUGUGUGUGUGUGUUCAAGUGGAUCUCAGAUUCCAUGGGACUGUGUCAUGGAAAGCCCAUUGAAGAUAACCCAAAACCCAUCUCGGAAAAUCUCGGUUCAUCCAUCCAAACUGAAACCUCCACAACCCCGACCACUUUCCCCUUCUACACCCCCAGUCCUCUGCCCAAUCUCUUCAAGACCUCUUCUCCGGCCAACUCCAGCCUCUCCUCCACCCCUCUCCGCUUCUUCAAGCGUCCCUUUCCGCCGCCUUCUCCGGCCAAGCACAUUCGGGCUCUCCUCGCCCGCCGCCAUGGCUCCGUCAAGCCCAAUGCCGCUUCUAUCCCUGAAGGAAGUGAGUGCGAUGUAGCCUUGGAUAAGAACUUCGGCUACUCCAAGCACUUUGCCACCUACUAUGACCUUGGCGACGAAGUGGGCCGCGGGCAUUUUGGCUACACUUGCUCUGCCAGGGCGAAGAAGGGCUCUCUUAAAGGCCAACAAGUGGCUAUCAAAAUCAUCCCCAAAUCAAAGAUGACUACAGCAAUAGCUAUAGAGGAUGUGAGAAGAGAAGUGAAAAUACUGCGAGCUCUCACUGGACAUAAGAACUUGGUGCAGUGCUAUGAUGCAUACGAAGAUGACGAUAAUGUCUACGUUGUCAUGGAGUGAGUAUAUAUUGUGCCUACCAUCUAAACCGUCUUAUAAAGCAAGGGGAGAACGCUUUUUA
Messenger RNA from Cucurbita maxima (winter squash), 840 nucleotides. Its product is annotated as CDPK-related kinase 7-like. Lineage: Eukaryota; Viridiplantae; Streptophyta; Magnoliopsida; Cucurbitales; Cucurbitaceae. Gene Ontology annotation, biological process: peptidyl-serine phosphorylation; protein autophosphorylation; intracellular signal transduction. The record is from RefSeq and is a predicted model, not a curated record. The transcript is spliced from 2 exons. Gene Ontology annotation, molecular function: ATP binding; calmodulin binding; calcium/calmodulin-dependent protein kinase activity. Gene Ontology annotation, cellular component: nucleus; cytoplasm. Bases 174 to 782 code for a protein of 202 amino acids.